UUUGGGUUUGCUCCAGAUUCUAUUUGAUAUUAAAUAUCCAUUAUAAAUCCAUCGACCAUUCAAAAUCUCUUUAAACGAUAUCUAUCAAAAUGCAAUUCAACGUCGCAGCCUGCCUCAUCUUGCCAAUGGUCAUGUCCACGGCAAUUGCAAUCCCCGUUUCUGGCGAAAGCCUUCCCCUUAAGGCUGGAACUUCGGCUGCCGUCGAUGACUUGGCGGCCUGGCAAGCCAUUGUAGAUGAGUACUAUUCUGGUGAUUCAUCCGUUGAAAAUAGAGGACUUGAGAAGAGAUCAAAUGUGCCAGGCAUGCAUUGCGGCUUUGCACGAUUCCUACACAUAAAAGAAGAUGCGAAAUGCGCUGCUGCUAUUGAAGUCGAAGUUGUCAACCCGGAGAUAGAGCUCGGAUUGCAAGCUGUGCAUCUAUGGCCACCUUUGAGUAAUAUGCGGCCUUUGUAAUAUCGCAAUGCUUUUAUUUAUCGAGAGCGAAGUUCGUGCUAUUAGGAGAUAUUUUGAGAGGUUGCCUUUGCUUGUUCCUUUGUACGAUCCGAC
Molecule: messenger RNA, 545 nt
Organism: Hyaloscypha bicolor E
Lineage: Eukaryota; Fungi; Ascomycota; Leotiomycetes; Helotiales; Hyaloscyphaceae
Exons: 4
Coding region: 90-452 (120 amino acids)
Source: RefSeq, a predicted model, not a curated record